UACGGUGGUUACUAUGACUCUCUUUCUUUUGCAGGUUUUGUGGUAUAGGGACACGAUGUUGCUCGACCCGACAGAACAAAGAAUAAUGGAAUCGCGAGGCUCACGACACACUCUAGUGAUUCGAAAAGUGCACAAAUCAGACUUUGGAAAUUACACUUGCGCAGCAGAUAAUCAACUGGGAAAAACACGGAAAAGCGUUCAAUUAACCGGAAAGCCAAAUCCAGCCAAAUUCAGUAGUGCAUCAAGAGGUAACUCCAAGGACAGCUACAAUAUAAGCUGGGCAGUUGAAUCACUGACUCCCAUUCAGGAAUACAAACUUCUCUUCAGGAGACUGCCUGACAGUAAUACAGAUGACGGUCAUCCGCAACCACUUCAUCAUCAAAGUCAGAAAAAGUUCAUACCUGGAAAGGAGAACAAAACAUACGUGGCAGUCGGCUACAGCGUAGGCUACGGUUACGGUCGGCAAUUCAUAGAUAGACGAACAGAUUGGAGGGAUGUAAUUCUACCCGCUAUUCCUUCUCAAUCUCCUGGACUUCAAUCUAUGAGCUACGUAAUACGAGGAUUAGAAUCCGGGCAAAAUUACGAGGCCAAAGUUCAGGCUAGGAACAAAUUCGGUUGGAGUCCCGUUUCUGAGGCUUUCACGUUUCAGACGACUGAUAGAGAAAUGGGCUAUCCGGACAGGCCUCAGUCUCCAAAACACAUCUACAAUGAGCAAGAAAUUUCACAAGACAUCUUGGGCAUAGCACUGGGCGGCGCCUGUACAUUCUCCGCAUCGUUGGAAAUCCUGCCUAUUCUUCUAACAACCCACAUCAUUUUAAUGAAGCUCUCAUAAAUAUCAAAUGAUCUGAGAUUUGUCUCAAGAAAUAUAUUUUCCAUAUAAAAUAUAAACUAAUAAAUAUGUUCACUGAUAGGACGCACACACCAAAACUAAGUUGCACACUAUAUUCAUAACAUUAUUAUUGAUGUAAGUAAUUGUCUUUGAGAGACAGAUAACUUUCCAGAAAGAAAUAAUCGGACUAUAGUUGAGAUGUUCAAGAGACUGAUGAACUGUGUUUCACGAGAACUAAUAAAUCCUUUGUACGAUACGGUGCCGGUGGUACCAAUUGAGAUGAAAGUUUCCAAAAUGAAUGCUGGUUUUGAAAUUGUUUUGUAGCAGAUUAUACACAAGAGCCAUUACCAAUAUCAGAAAUAUAAAAUGAGUCAUUGAACAAAUAUUCGUGAUUUAUUCAAAUUCUGACGAAUACGAUCCUUUACUAACGAUAUUUGUCUUUAUUGUUCUUCAGUCCCUAUUGAAAAUUGCGAAAUUGAAGUGCCUAUAUAAUGAGGAAAAGAAAAAGUUACUCAAAGACCCUUUUCACAGAACAGUUGGAAACUGAAAAUAUACAAUGUGUUUAUUAAACAUGCGGCAAAGAUUUAAGGCACUAUUCUUUGGACUGAUAUUUUGUCCUUUGAUAAUUUUUGAUGUCUCAAAGAUAAGGGGCAAAAAAGAAUUUCGACAAUAACAGUUUUGG
Molecule: messenger RNA, 1511 nt
Organism: Leptinotarsa decemlineata (Colorado potato beetle)
Lineage: Eukaryota; Metazoa; Arthropoda; Insecta; Coleoptera; Chrysomelidae
Product: limbic system-associated membrane protein
Biological process (GO): synapse organization; homophilic cell-cell adhesion
Cellular component (GO): plasma membrane; axon; neuronal cell body
Molecular function (GO): axon guidance receptor activity; protein binding
Source: RefSeq, a predicted model, not a curated record